AUGAAGACAUGGGACCGAAUACCAGUCAGUGGGCUUCUUCCUCUGUUAUAUACAGCAGUCCUCUUGGCAUCAAAUGUCGGUGUUGUUGAUGGCAGGGUGAUUCUUUGCGAUCAGACCUUGGGAAAGGAAGUCGUAUCCACCUAUGAAGACAAGUAUCCAUUCUAUGGAAAAAUCUUUUCAAGUGUCGCCUUUUUUGAUUUCCGUGAACUGCGAAUACUGUAUGAGGUUGAUUUUGUAAUGAAUGGUCUGCUAAAGUUGUACAACAGCAAAUUUUUACCAUCGAUCGAUGGCCCCGAAGAAGUCAUGCCAGUAUUCAAUCCCGAAGAAGCCGAGAGUCUAUAUCAUCCGUUUCCCAAACUGAUGCUGGCGGACCUUGAAACCGAGUCCUUUGAUCAAAUCGACGCUGCUGCGAGGAAUGUGGGUGUGGAUUUUGUUAUUUUGACUUUGGACGACACCAAUUAUACUUGGCAAGAAAAGUUCAAAUGGUGGUGGCUAAGAGAGCUUCCCAAAGUUCCAGCGCAUAAAUACUUUGCCACUGCAAACUCCUUGCCUCCAUACUAUCUCGCAAUGAGUUCACUGGACGGAAGCUACCUCACAGAGAUACUAUUGAAAAAAGAGAGUGCAAUUCUAGAUUACGGAGACAUUAAUAGCCCCGAAAUUGCCAUUCAAAUAGACGAUUCCAGCAUGGUAAAAGGGAUUGAUUUGGUCGUGCAAGCAACAUUGUAUCUCGUAUUUGUAUUCCUUGCGCUGCGAUGGCUGAUAAAGUCAGACAUUAUGGAAGAAACCUUUCAACAGCAAGAAGCCAAACCCAAAUUUACGGCGGAAGAUCUGGGAGAAGGCAUCAUUUGCGAAGGUCCAUGCGCUCACGAAUGUGCCAUUUGUUUAGAAGCCAUGCCUCCUGGAACCAAAGUUCGCAUCUUGCCCUGUCGGCAUUCGUUCCACGAAGACUGCAUCGUAGGUUGGUUGAAUGAGGGAAAGACCACUUGCCCAUUAUGCAAGUUUGAUCUUCUCCAACAUUUUGAAGAGCAAAAGGAAGCAAGGGAGAGCAUUCUCCCUCCCAAAACCUUUCGGCAGCGUUUCCUGCGCAGAUUCAAUGCAUUAUUGAGAUUUCGAGGAAGAACGAUCCAAACAGAUGACGAUCAACUAUUGACAGCAGAAAUCGGUGACUUGGAGUUGACCGAAGAAAUUGCUCCAGCUAGUAGUACUGCUGGUACGAUUAGUGUGGCGAAUGGGGUGACCGUCUGA
Molecule: messenger RNA, 1245 nt
Organism: Cylindrotheca closterium
Lineage: Eukaryota; Bacillariophyta; Bacillariophyceae; Bacillariales; Bacillariaceae
Source: the annotation of a GenBank genome assembly